This is a messenger RNA of Astrephomene gubernaculifera, 494 nucleotides long. The record is from the annotation of a GenBank genome assembly. Lineage: Eukaryota; Viridiplantae; Chlorophyta; Chlorophyceae; Chlamydomonadales; Astrephomenaceae.
UGUUGCCGCGCUGGACGCCGAGGAGCGCCCCGCCGCGCCCUGGUGGAAAGCCAGGAAGUGGGUGCUGCACAUCACCUACCGCCUCUUCAACAGGUACGGCCAGCCCAAGCACUGCCGCGACGGCACUGAGAAGCAGUUUGGGGAGCUCUACGCGUCCGAGUGCAUGCUUCACUUCCUGGACGCGCACUGCGGCCUCAUGUCGCAGCUGGCGAGCGGGGCCUACUUCAGCCCGCGCUGCACCAACCUGCUCUUCCAGUACAUGAGCCACGCCGUCACCAUCCCCAGCUGCUACAAGCGGGUGGGGCCGGCGUGGGACCAGCUGCUGCACCACGUGGCCUUCCCGCUGAUGGCGUUCAACGAGGAGGAUGCGCGGCUGUGGCGGGAGGACCCGCAGGAGUACAUUCGCAAGGGCUACGACAUCCUGGAGGACAUGUACUCCCCCAAGACCGCCGCCGCCAACUUUGCGCACGACCUGUGCGGCAAGAAGCGCUCCC